AUGUCUCUCUCAAUCCGUGAAGCCUCACUCAAAGACGCGGCAAUCCUUACAGAAAUAUAUCUCGCAGCAUUUGAAAAAGAUGAGAUCUCACUGCAAGCAUUUCCACGCACAGAUAAAUCCUACAACUUCUGGUACGACGCCAUAAUUGAAGAAAUGGCAUCCUCAGAUUGGCACUUCAUCUGUUGUUAUCCCACUUCCGACACUUCUCAAACCCCAAUCGCCUACUCAAAGUGGAACUCUCCAACAGAUAAAAGACUUCCGGGACCAGAGGAUUUACCGCAAUGGCCAGAGGGUUCUGAUGCUGAGCUUGCGAAUCACUUUUUUGGGACGCUGGUGAGUAAGAGGAAGGAGAAUAUGGGGGAGAGGAAACAUUGGUACUUGGAGCUUUUGGCGACGAGACCGGAGUGGCAGGGAAAGGGUGCGGGGAGCAAGAUGUUGAAAUGGGGAUUGGGGAAAGCGGAUGAGGAGGGGUUGGAGGCUUAUCUUGAGGCUAGCCCGGCGGGGAAGAGGUUGUAUGAGAAGAUGGGGUUUAAGGAGAUUGGAAGGUUGGUGGUUCCGUCUAAGAAAGAGGGUGGUGAGGAUUUUGUGGAGUGUUUUAUGUUAAGGGAUGCGAGGAAGAAAAAUUGA
This is a messenger RNA of Glarea lozoyensis ATCC 20868, 627 nucleotides long. RefSeq names its product Acyl-CoA N-acyltransferases (Nat). The record is from RefSeq and is a predicted model, not a curated record. Lineage: Eukaryota; Fungi; Ascomycota; Leotiomycetes; Helotiales; Helotiaceae. The transcript has a single exon. Gene Ontology annotation, molecular function: acyltransferase activity, transferring groups other than amino-acyl groups. The coding region runs from base 1 to 627 and encodes 208 amino acids.